GCUGGCGGCGGUGCCGGAGCUGCACUUGCCACCCCGCAGGAGAAGGAUCUCAUCCACAAGCUGUUCAAGGUGCUGGCGCCGCGGUUCCAGCCCCACCCUGGCAACUACACCCGCCUGCUGCAGAUCCCCAACCGGGACAGCGACCGCGCCAAGAUGGCCGUCAUCGAGCUCAAGGGGAACCCCUUCCCGCCACUCAUCCAGCCACGCCGCGACACUGAGAAGACGCUGCUCAACCAGCUCCUGAAGGGCUACCGGGAGGACGUCCGGCAGGCCGCGGCCCCACGGGCCCCCGAGGGCACCGCUGUGUAGGCACCCCUCUCUUCCCCAAGGGAGGCCCCAUGCGUGUGUAGGGAUGGGGCUUGGCAUGAGCCACUCAUGCGCAAGGCUGGCGGGCUCACCUUGGGGGGCAGCUCACUGCUGUCCCAGAGCACAGGAAUGGAAGAUGUCCUAGGAGGUCCCAGCAUGGAUUUCUAGACUUGAAUUAUCAUAAGAGGGGGCACAAGCUUGAGGUUUAUAUCCUUCUUCCUGUAGUUUAAAUAGCAACUCAGCAAGAGAAGGAAAUCAAGCUGGGGGCCUUGUGUAAAUAAACAUUAUUCAGAAAGUGA
Struthio camelus australis is the source of this 605-nucleotide messenger RNA. The record is from RefSeq and is a predicted model, not a curated record. Lineage: Eukaryota; Metazoa; Chordata; Aves; Struthioniformes; Struthionidae.